GUAUUCUUUCGAUGGCAUCCUGGUGUUUGGGCUGCUUUUCAUCUGCACAUGUGCAUAUCUCAAAAAGGUGCCUCGUCUGAACAGCUGGCUACUUUCAGAGAAGAAAGGGGUGUGGGGUGUCUUCUACAAAGGUUUUUAUCAUCAUUAAUCAUCUGCACAAACAUAGCCCUACUGUGAACCUGUGAUCCAGCAGACACAGAGCCACCAUGGGUCAGCGGGCCCGCAGUACUAUCCCACAAAGCGUUCCAGUGGUGUGCCUUGCUGCUUUACUCCUUGGCAAUGUCUUGCUCUACCUGUAUCUGGAUUCCAUGUAUCAGACUGAUGAUUACCCAGUGUUGUCUCAUGUGGGCUGUCUGCCUCAACACUUUAAAAUGGCAACCAUGAAAAACUGCUCUUCUUGGUUGCAGUGUCCACAAAUAAAUGCUGAAGUACACAAGCUGAAGCUCAUCGGUCAGGGAGCAGUUAAGAAGGUCUAUCUGGCAGAGUGGAGGGGUCAGAAGGUGGCUCUGUCCAAACUGUCCUCUCUGGAUUACCUAGAUGAUUUUCUCCAUGGAUUGUCCAUGUUGCAGGCCUUGCAAAGACCCCAUGUGGUGCAGUUGGUCGGGUUUUGCCUUGAGGACCAUACACUGGUCAGUGAGUACCACCCACUCGGCUCACUCCUUAAGCUAGAAAGUGUCCUUUCACAAGAGCGGCACCAGCACCACAACACUUGGCAAAUGCGGUUGAGACUGGCCAUAGAUUAUGUGUCCAUCCUCCAUUUCCUCCAUAACAGUCCAGCUGGAUGCCGGAUCAUGUGCGAUUCCAGCAGCUUGGAGAAAACUCUCUCUCAGUUUCUAUUGACCAGUGACUUCCACUUGGUAGUGAAUGAUCUCGAUGCACUUCCUGAGGUGGAUGCAUCCAGAGGCCUAUUUGCUAAAUGUGGACACCGGGAGCUUUUUGGGGACUUUGUAGCUCCAGAACAGCUGUGGCCAUUCAGGAACAAUGGCAAGCCAUUUUCAGAUGAUCUCAUGCCUGCUUAUGAUGAGAAGACUGACAUCUGGAAGAUCCCAGAUGUGACCCGGUUCCUCAUAGGAAGGGUUCCUGGAGGGGAUUUGGUCCAUUUCCAUCUUUUCCAGAUCCAUGAGGACUGCAAGAAACAAGACCCAAAUCUUCGGCCAUCAGCUCUUGAUGUGUUAAACGUGUACAAGUCAGUCUAUGCCAACAUUGUACGAGACAAGAAUGGACAAAGAGACAUGUUGUAGAAAUGUGACAAAAUGACAAUAAAUUGUAGAUCUACAGUGUUUCACAGU
This is a messenger RNA of Thalassophryne amazonica, 1289 nucleotides long. It is a transcript of the gene pomk, whose product is annotated as protein O-mannose kinase. The coding region runs from base 207 to 1241 and encodes 344 amino acids. The record is from RefSeq and is a predicted model, not a curated record. Gene Ontology annotation, cellular component: endoplasmic reticulum membrane. Gene Ontology annotation, biological process: protein O-linked glycosylation; carbohydrate phosphorylation; protein phosphorylation. Lineage: Eukaryota; Metazoa; Chordata; Actinopteri; Batrachoidiformes; Batrachoididae. Gene Ontology annotation, molecular function: carbohydrate kinase activity; ATP binding; protein kinase activity. The transcript is spliced from 2 exons.